Molecule: messenger RNA, 2223 nt
Organism: Fibroporia radiculosa
Lineage: Eukaryota; Fungi; Basidiomycota; Agaricomycetes; Polyporales; Fibroporiaceae
Exons: 2
Coding region: 1-2223 (740 amino acids)
Source: RefSeq, a predicted model, not a curated record
AUGCCGACCCCGACUUCCUUCUUGACCAUCCCCGGCGACGUCCUCGUCCUCAUCGCCUCCGAGCUCGCCGCCCUCGACCCCCUCGGCCCUCCAUCCCUCCUCGUCCCCCUCCUCCUCACUUGCAAGUCUGUCCACAGUGUCCUCUCUUUUCACAGUGCCCACCACCUCUACGCUCGCAUCUUCCGCGCCAGGUUCGACACCCGUGCCGCCUUCCGUCGCAUGGGUCCCCGCGCAAUGCGCAGCCACAACCUCGCCAUCCAGCUCAAGAGGGUCUCCCGCAUGCUCGCCCGUGUUCGUCGCGGCGACCUCGACGACCCCCACAUCGAGCAAGAUCUUUGGACGGCCUUCAUCAUGUGCACAGAGAACGACGGCAAGAACAGCAUCCAACUCGACUGGGCCAACGUCGAUGACUUUGUCCUCCGCUUCAUCUCCACAAAGCUCUGGGAGGACCGCAUACACAGCAACGGCUGGCCCGCGGAGAGCUCUGUAAAUGCACUGGCGAUUUGGGUGUACUGGAUGCGGCUUGACCAAGGUGCGUCUCCUCCCACAGAGACUGUCCUUGCUUUGAAUCAAAUCCCUCUGUGCUUAGCUAAACUCCAAUCUGCGAAUGCGGAUACGCGCAACCAGAUUCUCGACCUCAUCCGCCCGUAUAUGCUCACGGCGCUUCGUUACCCCAGCUUCCAUGCGCCCGACAACCAUUUCGACUUCCCUCUUCCGGAGGAGUUGCAAAACGAAUUUCCUUACACGCUCAUGACACCUCACGGAUUUUACCCGCUAUAUAGACAGCCAAUGGCCUUGCAAGAGACGUUCAGUCACUUUGGUCUCCCCCUCAUGAUCUCUGCACCUCUCAUCGCGCAGGGCGCGAAGCUUCUCUAUAUGACCCUCCAUCCGACACGUAUCCCGUACACGGAGGGACAGCCCACUAGCCGUGCUCACUCACUCCAGCUCGGGUUGACGCACGUCCAUCCCACACGCGACGAUGUCGAUGAAGCAAACGCUCGCAUGACGAUCUCCCUCGUCCCUCACGGCGAGUGGGACUGGCGUUCGAAGUUGAAGAACGACGAGGGGAUGCUAGAAGACGACGGUGUCUGGCGCCGCUCGCUCCUAUCGGUCAGCUCGAAAUGGGACAACGACUGGAAUAGGCUGACUGGUUGCUUCAACCCGUGGAUCAUUAACGAGCUCAAGGGCGUCGUGUACACCUACGGCACGCUGAACGGGCUCUGGCGCGGGCGGAUGCUGGUCCCUGAUAUGAGCCAGUAUAUAGAGCUGAUCACCUCGACCCAGUUUCCCUCCGACUUCUCCAUUACGAAACCGCGCAUGAUGACGUACCCGCUGUACAUGCGUCUGCGUGAACACCACUGCAUCAAUCCCGAGACUCCCACUGCCCCCGGCGGUAGCACGCAUCCCUACGACGAUGGGAUUUGCAAUGCCUGGUUUCCGACCGGCACACGUAUCCUUGACCUACAGGGCUGCGUGCGCGUGCUUGACGAGGCUGCCGGCGGGGAGAUCAGUACGUACGAGACGUACGUUGAGGGCAGGGAGAACUCGCAUAGCGAAGUGACAUGCACGCAAUGCAUCAUGCGGCGCGAGGACGAGGAGGCGGACCUGCGUGGGCGCGUGAGAGCGCACGUGCGUGCGGCGAGUGGGGAGGACGAAGACGAGGAGAUGGGUGAGCCAGGAGUCGAGCGCGGGACUGGGGGCGAGCGCGAGGGGGAGCGCGGAUCGGCGCACGCAUACGCGUCGGGCUCGGGCUCGCCCCCGCAUUCGCAUGCGGACUGGCGCCAGGAGGCAGAGGAGGUGCAGGCGCUGCGCGAAGAAGCGAAUGCAUUGUUGGGGCGGGACGUGGACGAGUUGCUAGACGAGGAGAUGGGGGAUGCGGAGACGGAGGACGAGUAUAUUGAGUCCUCGGACGACAGCGACGGCGAGGAGUGCAUCGUCAACACGUGUAACGGCGUGUGCGACAUCAUCGUUACGGGCGAGACUCUUUCGCGUCACGCACAGGCAUGGCACCAGUUCCGGUUCUACGGCCGUGUGCGCAAAUGGGACGGGCUAGUCGCGAUCGUCCGUGUGCCGGUGCUGUAUCCCCAGCUUGGGACGUUCAUCUUCCGCGGGUACGUUGUCGGAAAUCAGAACUUUGUCGGCUCUUGGCGCGCAUACACGAACAACCUCCACGCGAUCCCGUUCGAGGGCCCAUUUGCGAUGAGCAGGGCGCCGAUGACCUGA